Aureococcus anophagefferens is the source of this 1650-nucleotide messenger RNA. RefSeq lists its product as hypothetical. Bases 1 to 1650 code for a protein of 549 amino acids. The record is from RefSeq and is a predicted model, not a curated record. Lineage: Eukaryota; Pelagophyceae; Pelagomonadales; Pelagomonadaceae. The transcript is spliced from 2 exons.
AUGCUCGCGCGCGUGUCGGCGACGACGGUCAUCGUCGCCGUCGCCGUCGACACGCGCGCGGACCUCUCCGGGGCCGUGCGCGCGCUGGCGGCGGCGAGCGACGCGGCGCGGCGUCCCAAGCCUCUCAAGCUUGUCGCCUUCAGAGAGAAGCCGAUCACUUAUCCGGUAGCGACGCAAUCGCAGCUCGAGCCGUCGAUUCGCGCGAUGCACUCGCCCGCGUUCGAGCGCGUCCUCCUCGACGCGCUGCGGCGCAAGGACCCGGGCGAGGCCAACGCGCCCGCCGGCUCCUCGUGUUGCAUCAUCUACAUCUCGUCGCGCGGCGAGCUCCGGUACGCCGGUUCGCACCUCAUCGAGAAGGAGCUCUGGGAGCGGCACAAGAACGAGUUCUUCGAGCUGCUGCGCGCGGGCGACGCGCGCAAGCUCGAGGCGCUGCUCCGCUUCCUCCUAAAGACCCGCGUCAACCAGCACGCGAGCACCUGCCGCGCGGGGACCGCGCCGGACGACAUGGUCGACUACUUCAAGGAGUUCAAGACGUCGACGGAGUUCAAGACGAGCUUCCGGCCCGCGUUCGCGUUCUACAGCAAGGCGGGCUGGAGCCGCGCCGUCUUCCUCCACGGGGUCCAGUACCCGGCGGAGAGCCGCCUGAUCGACGUCAUCGGCCCCGACGGCGACUGGUUCUUCAACGUGAACUCCGCGCCGGUGGCCGGCGGCAACGUCUGGUCGUUCUACGUCCUCGACGUCGACGACGUGGUCCGCCUCUCGUGCCACACGCUCGCGGCGACGAAGAAGCGCGUCGAGUCGUGGAAGCGUUCAACGUUCAAGGAGACGAUGGCGAAGAAGCCGCAGCACGAGAAGGACGCGCAGCAGAAGCAGCGGUUAAAGACGAAAGCGGAGAACCUCGCGCCGGAGCGCCUCGCGCGCGAGGAAGCCUACCAGGAGCCGGACGACCUCGUGCCCGUCGACCUCAUGCCCGCCACGGUCGCAGUCAAGGAGCUGUACCUUCGCGGCGGCUGCGACCAGUUCGGCCAGAAAUCCAUCGCCCGCUCCAUGGGCGGCGCGAAAGCGGUCAAAAAGCGCCUCGUCGAGAAGCGCGCGGAGAUGGCCGCGAAGCGGGCCGCCGCCGCGGGCCUCGCGAACCCGGCCGCGCCCCGCGCGCCGGGCGCCGUCGUCGAGGAGGCGCCGCGCCGGUCGUCGUCGCGCGGCUCCGGCCGCGGCCCCGCGGUCGCCGCGGGGGCGCCGAAGCGCCGCGUCCGCGCCGCCGCGCCGCUGUCGCCGACGGACGCGCCGACGGCGCCGAAGCGGUCCGCCGCCAUCCGCGCCUCGCCGCCGCGCGCUCUGCGGGCCGCGCUGGCGGCCUCCGCGGCCGCUCCCGCGGCGGCGGCGCCGGCGCGCCGGUCGACCCGCGCCUCCUCCGCCGCCGCCGCGCCGCCGGCCGCCGCUCCGGCGCCGCCGCCGCGCCGGUCGACCCGCGCCUCCGCCGGGGCGCCGGCGUCCUCCGCGCCGCUCGCGCCGUCGUCGCCGCGCGACCGCGCGCGCGUCACCAUCGACGCCGCGCUCGCCUGCUCCGCCGCGGACGGCGCCGACCCCCGCGACGAACUCGCCGCCCUCGUCGCCGAGGCCUCCUCCCGUUUGAUGGACCUCAGCCUCUAA